This is a messenger RNA of Zingiber officinale, 721 nucleotides long. Its product is annotated as LOB domain-containing protein 1-like. The coding region runs from base 45 to 665 and encodes 206 amino acids. The transcript has 2 exons. The record is from RefSeq and is a predicted model, not a curated record. NCBI's taxonomy places the organism in Eukaryota, Viridiplantae, Streptophyta, Magnoliopsida, Zingiberales, Zingiberaceae.
CUCAUCAGUCAUCAUCAUUCUCUCUCUUUCCCUCUCUGAUCGCCAUGGAGUCUAGUGACGUCACCACCAGCUUCCACCACUUCUCCAACUCUUCAAAUUCCUCCCCUACGUCGUCGUCGCCCAUUUCGUCCCUGCCGGCGCCUACCUCAAUCCACAGCCCCUGCGCCGCCUGCAAGAUCCUUCGCCGACGGUGCGCCGACAAGUGCGUGCUCGCGCCUUAUUUUCCGCGGACGGAGCCACUCAAGUUCACCACCGCGCACCGCCUCUUCGGCGCCAGCAACAUUAUCAAACUCUUGCAGGAUUUGCCAGAGAGCCAAAGAGCCGAUGCAGUGAGUAGCAUGGUGUACGAAGCCAGCGCCCGAAUUCGCGAUCCAGUUUACGGGUGUGCAGGCACGAUAUGCCACCUUCAGAAGCAAGUCGGCGAGCUUCAAGCUCAACUGGCCCGGACUCAGGCCGAGCUCAUCAACCUCCAAGCUCAGAACAAGAACUUGCUCGCCCUGAUUUGCAUGGACAUCGAGCAAGAUUCCUCCUCUCAACAACCCGAUCCAAUUCCAAACUGCAUGUUUCAGAACAACGAUGCUUCUGAUUACUGCGUCCUCGAAGACAUCAGCCAGAGCUACGUAUUUGCCAAUUCCUCAGGAUGCGAGCCGUCGUGGGACAUAUAGAAAGUUUUUAUAAUUAAAUCCAGGAAUAACUAUGUUCACAGUAGUUUAAUUUCUAA